CCGCUUUUCGCCACGUGUCUGACGUGAGAGGGAGAAAGAAAACAAACAGGUGUUCAGUGAGUCAAGGAAAAAGUGAAAAAUCUUCAAAAGGGAGACAAUUUCCCAGCCAUGGCUAGUAGAAAUCUGACAGAGGUGUUUCUUAUAAUGAGGAAUAAUGCCACACAGAGCAAGAACAUGUAUCCGGAUAGCAGGGACUCCGACGCCGAGCCCAUGCUCAGGAGGUCACUGAGGGAGAGUGAGGAGGGUCUGGAGAUGCAGGGUGAUCAUGGGGCACCUCCAAUUUGGAUUGACAAACUCGAGGAGGCACAGUACACAAUGUCCAGGAUAAAGCCGAAGCUGGAAGAGCUAGGGACUCUCCACAUGAAGCAUCUGCAGAGACCCACCCUGGAUGAUCACUGUGAGGAGGAAACACUGAUUGAGGAUGCAAGUACUGAGAUUUCUAAGCUUAUAGCUUCAACGCAUCGUCAUAUCCAGUGCAUUCGAUCGAGUCUGGGCCAGGGAAAUCGCCUGGAGCAGAGACUGACGCAGAAUGUUGUGGCGUGCUUGUUGCUGCAGCUGCAGGAGAUAACUUUUCGCUUCAGGAACAGCCAGAAUAGCUACCUGAGGCAGAUGGCAUCGCGGGAGGAGCGAUCGAAUGUGUUCUUCGAGACGCAGGACUUCACAACAAUUGACCUAGAGGAGCCCCCACGGGAAACAACUGUGGACACCUUUGACAAUUUUCUUAAGCCCAAACCAACGAGUUUGCUGGAGGAGACUGAUGAGCAGAUCGAUGAGUAUUUUCAGCAGCCGGUGGCUUCAAGGCUCUCCCAUCAGCAGCUGCUGCUUUUCGAGGAGGAAAACACGAAGCUCAUCGAGAGCCGGGAGCAGGAAGUAUCACGAAUUGUGAGGUCCAUUGUCGAUCUGCAUGAUAUCUUCAAGGAUCUGGCGGGAAUGGUGCAGGAACAGGGAACAAUCCUGGACAGGAUUGACUACAACGUAGAGACCACUCAAUCGCGAGUUUCUGAAGGUCUGCGGCAGCUGCAGCGUGCGGAAAUGUACCAAAGGAAGAACCGGAAGAUGAUGUGCAUCCUCAUCCUGGCCGGGAUUACCCUUUUUAUGCUUAUUGCUCUGAUCUUUACCAAAAUCUAAAUUUAUUUAAUCCAUUUUAAUAAAUCUUGUUUCUCCAUCGUA
Phlebotomus papatasi is the source of this 1170-nucleotide messenger RNA. RefSeq names its product syntaxin-16 (gene Syx16). NCBI's taxonomy places the organism in Eukaryota, Metazoa, Arthropoda, Insecta, Diptera, Psychodidae. Bases 109 to 1128 code for a protein of 339 amino acids. Gene Ontology annotation, cellular component: SNARE complex; membrane; endomembrane system. The transcript has 2 exons. Gene Ontology annotation, biological process: vesicle fusion; vesicle-mediated transport; intracellular protein transport. Gene Ontology annotation, molecular function: SNARE binding; SNAP receptor activity. The record is from RefSeq and is a predicted model, not a curated record.